AUGGAUGAGAUUUUCGAACAUUUCCAUAAAGUAUUUGAAGAUAUGACCUUUUCAGGGUUCUUUACUCCAAAGUUCAGAAAUCAGUCACCACGUGAUGAAAUGCUACGCCGACCGGCGAAUGAAUCAGAUUACUUGCAAGUGCCGGAGCCGUGGAUGCCUUUUCCGUUUUAUGGAGACUUGGUAAAACCAGAUAUGAUGGACAGAAAAAUGUUCAGUGAGACUUUGAGGCAAAUAGAUCCUCCUGACUUUAAAAAAGGAGACAUUAUCAUUGAUGGUCAACCAGCUAAUGCCCCGUACGCUGAGAAGCGUGACUCAUCAGUACGCAGUUGGGUCAGUUCUUUCACCAGCAAAAAGCUCAUAGUAAAUAACGGCGAAGUGAAAGAGUUACAAAAAAGAGUGGUUCGUGAACCAGAUGGUACUGAAGUUCAUACCACGAUUGAACGGUCAUGUGAUGGGGAAAAGAAACAUGUUAUUUAUAUGAGACCUGACGGUCAACAGUCCCAAACUGCGAAUAGUGAAGGUUUACUAAUUAUGGACCCAAGCCCAUCCAUGAAAGAAUACCAAUCGGAAAACAAGUCUUCAGGAAUUUUCGAUGCAUUACGGCGUUGGUAUUACGGGAAUUAA
This is a messenger RNA of Schistosoma intercalatum, 624 nucleotides long. NCBI's taxonomy places the organism in Eukaryota, Metazoa, Platyhelminthes, Trematoda, Strigeidida, Schistosomatidae. The record is from the annotation of a GenBank genome assembly.